This is a messenger RNA of Suillus discolor, 441 nucleotides long. RefSeq lists its product as uncharacterized. Bases 1 to 441 code for a protein of 146 amino acids. The record is from RefSeq and is a predicted model, not a curated record. NCBI's taxonomy places the organism in Eukaryota, Fungi, Basidiomycota, Agaricomycetes, Boletales, Suillaceae. The transcript has a single exon.
AUGUUAAGGAUCAAGCAGUCCUUCAUGAUUACAGACUUGGAAAGUGAUGAUAUGAUUAUUGGCAUUGACUGGCUAAAAUACCAUAACCUAGAAAUAGAUUGGAAUGCUGGACGCUUUGCACUUUCUUAUUGCCCUAUUAAAUAUAUUACAAAAAAAGAGAAUGAUAAGAAAAGGAGGGAGGAGGGGCCAGAUCUGAUUCCCACAGAAGAGGAUGGCAAUGAAGACAUGGCAAUGAAAAGGGUGACAGUUGAGACAAUAGAAGAUGAAGAGUGUCCUGGAGAACGAAUCAAGUAUAAAGCCUCAGUCAUUAUAGAGCAGAAGGUAGCAAAAGAAGCUAUGAAGGUAAAGAAGUUGGUUGAAGAAAUGAUUCCUGACUGGCUUCAUGAGUGGCUGGGAGUUUUCUCAGAAGAAUCUAAGCACUUCCCUGAAAGAAAGAAAUGA